This is a messenger RNA of Lodderomyces beijingensis, 2425 nucleotides long. Lineage: Eukaryota; Fungi; Ascomycota; Pichiomycetes; Serinales; Debaryomycetaceae. The record is from the annotation of a GenBank genome assembly.
AUGCCAACAGCUGUCGAGCAGAAAUGUCGGGAGUAUCACCAUCCAUUCACCCCGUAUGACAUUCAAGUCCAGUUCAUGGACGCGUUGUACGACACGCUCGACAAUGGCUACAAGAUCGGCUUAUUUGAAAGUCCCACGGGCACAGGCAAAACUUUGUCCAUCAUUUGUUCGUCAAUGACGUGGCUCCGAGACUACAAAAGGAAUAGAAAAACAGCAAGUGGUGUAAAAAUGGGGGCGGUUACCAGUGAUGAUGAUGACGACGAUGGUGACGACGACGAGCCCGAAUGGGUCAAGACACUGUACCAGAAAUCAAUCGUCGAUAAAACCAAGCUCGAGCUAAAGGAGUAUGAAAAACAUCUCGAUGAAGUUAAUGCGUCUUUUAUCCAGCGGCGUCGCAAAGACGCUAGUCUAGACGCUAGUGGUGGCGCCAGAAGACAGAAACGUGGAACAUCCGAAACCAAGAAAGAAUCGGAAGAAGAAGCGUACUUGCCCGCAGACUACCACGAGACGCAAACAGAGUCAGGCCUGGUGGAGUCUCAAAAUGCCAAAAUCUCGGAUGAAAUCAAGCGAUUGAUGAGGGCCGCCGACGAACAGAAACAGCCCCUAGAGUAUAGCAACCAGAAUUGCCCUACGAAGAUCUUUUUCACUUCGCGCACUCACUCACAGUUGAACCAGUUUUCGAGUCAAUUACGACUAACUAGCUUUCAGGCCUCGUUUGAAGAUCUACAAGAACGAACGAAAUACUUGCCGUUGGGUUCCAGGAAGCAGCUCUGUGUCAAUGCAAAAGUCUCAAAAAGAAAAACCGGCGAACAGAACAUCAAUGACGCGUGUAUCGAUUUGCAGAAAACAAAAGAUGGUUGCUCGUAUUUGCACAAGAAUCUCGCCAGCUCAAGUCUUACGCGGGAGUUUGUUGAUUUGAGCUUAGCCCAGAUUCGAGAUAUAGAAGAUUUGGCCGAUUUAGGCUCACAUUUGCAUUUGUGUCCCUACUACUCACUUCGACAGGGAACCAGUCUAGCAGAGAUUGCUUCGCUCCCGUACCAGUUGCUCAUAGAAAAUGGCUCGCGCAAGGUGUGGAAUCUUGACUUGAGGGACUCAAUCGUCAUCAUUGACGAGGCUCACAACAUUUUUGACGCGAUUACUUCUAUGAAUUCGGUGAGCAUCACCAUGGAACAGCUUGCAAGAACUAUAAAGGCGUUGAAAAUCUAUUUGAGCAAGUUUCUGAAAAAAUUAAACACGGGCAACAGGGUCAAUCUUAUGAAAUUGGUCAAAGUGUGCAACUUGUUGUUAUCCUUCAUGGGAAAAGCUACAAGCUCAGCUAGUGCCGGCGACGAGAUCCAAUCGGAAGCAAUCUUUUCCGACUCCACUGGUGACUUGGUCAAUAUCCACCAAAUUGAUCACUAUCUCUCGAAAUCAAAGAUUGCAUUCAAAUUGGAAUCUUACAUGGAAAAAGUCGACGAAAACUACCGUGCUUCCAAACCGGUGCUUUUUGACAUUAUCCAGUUUUUGAAAUGUCUAACUAACCCGGCAAAAGAGGGCCGCUUCUUCUGGGACAAGGGCAAAGAUGGCGAACUUGUGUUGAAGUAUUUGCUCUUGGACCCAAGCACCAUUUUCAAAGAUAUCGUCGACCAAGCCAAAUGCGUGAUCCUUUGUGGAGGCACAAUAGAGCCAAGUUCCGAUUUCACCGACUACUUGUUUCCGCAAGUUCCAUCAGAGAAGAUUAGGAAAUUCUCGUGUGGACACAUCAUUCCCGAGAAUAACUUGCAAGUGAUACCAGUCUCGCAAUACAGACAAGGAAAAGAAGCAACAACAAGAGACUUUGAAUUCUCUUAUAGUCGAAGAAAUGACACGCAACAGAUCAGGAACCUAGGCGAAUUGAUCAUUGAAAUAUGCCAAAAUGUGCCGCACGGGGUAGUGGUCUUUUUCAGCAGCUACAAGGUCCUAGCGGAGAUUUUACAAAUCUGGCGUUCGUCCUCCAUAUACACCCGGCUCAACCAACUAAAGCAAAUCUUUGAAGAAUGCUCUGGCUCAUCACGUGGCGUAGAUUCAAUCUUGCAUAAUUAUUCACAUACCAUCAACACCAAUGCCAAGGGCGGCGCGAUACUUUUAGCUGUGGUAGGCGGCAAAAUGUCCGAAGGAAUAAACUUUUCCGAUAAGCUAGCCCGCGCAGUCAUCAUGGUGGGGUUGCCUUACCCCAAUGCCUUCUCGGGGGAACUUGUGGCGCGCAGAAACUUUAUCGAGGAACAAGUCAUCGCCAAGGGAGGGACACGGCACCAAGCCAAGUUGAAAUCGGCGGAAUAUUACGAUAAUCUAUGCAUGAAAGCAGUGAAUCAAAGUAUCGGACGAAGCAUACGGCACGCAAACGAUUACGCCAUGAUCUUCUUGAUUGAUUCUCGAUUCAGCACCGCAAGGAUCCAAAACAAGCUAA